AUGGAGUCGACCACGCUGUCACCCGUGACUGUCAUUGUCGACAGCAUCAAGGACCAGAACAUUGCUUUCACAACUCCCAGGGAUGCCUCCCUUGCCUCUCUUUACAACAAACUAUAUGAGCGUGCUCCGUGGAUCCAGAACUCCUCGUACAUACUCACAACAAACUCGCGCCGAGCUGUUCGACAUGGCGAGGAACCUAUCUCGACCCUCCUCUCUUCGCCAUCAGACACAUUCGUAUCGCUCCGUUUGACCGUACCUCUAUGUGGUGGAAAGGGUGGUUUCGGUUCCAUUCUGCGUGCACAGGGUGGCCGCAUGUCAUCGCGCAAGAAGAAGAAUCAGGCUGAUGCAAACGCUUCGUCGCGAAACCUGGAUGGCCGCCGACUACGCACCGUCGCUGAAGCCAAGACCCUCGCCGAAUACCUCGCAAUCAAGCCUGAGAUGGAGCAGCGCGAAAAAGACGAGCGAAGAAAGCGGUGGGAAGACAUUGUGGCUAGUACCGAGCGAAAGCAAGAGGAGCUACAGAAUGCUGGUGGCAAGGCACGACUGGAUGGCAAAUGGCUGGAAGACAAGGAGGAAGCCGAGAACAAGACGAAGGAGGCGAUUGAGAAGAUGUUGCUCGCGCAGAUGGAAAGCUCGGAAGAAGACGAAGAUGAGGCCAAGCCGUCCACUUCGUCGUCUAAGCCUGCGCAACAGCGAGCUAUAUUUGGUUGGGACGACGAGGAUGAUGAGUUUAUGAGCGACAGCGACGAGGAAGAGGAGGUUUCUGAGGAGGACGUCAAACAAACGGAGUUUGAGGGUAAAGGGAAAGGAAAGGCAGCGUAG
This is a messenger RNA of Ascochyta rabiei, 822 nucleotides long. RefSeq lists its product as uncharacterized. The record is from RefSeq and is a predicted model, not a curated record. Gene Ontology annotation, cellular component: nucleus. Bases 1 to 822 code for a protein of 273 amino acids. The transcript has a single exon. Lineage: Eukaryota; Fungi; Ascomycota; Dothideomycetes; Pleosporales; Didymellaceae.